This is a messenger RNA of Phlebotomus papatasi, 2406 nucleotides long. RefSeq names its product phenoloxidase 2-like. Gene Ontology annotation, molecular function: oxidoreductase activity. The record is from RefSeq and is a predicted model, not a curated record. The transcript is spliced from 6 exons. NCBI's taxonomy places the organism in Eukaryota, Metazoa, Arthropoda, Insecta, Diptera, Psychodidae. Bases 95 to 2161 code for a protein of 688 amino acids.
AUAAAAGCCGACGAAUUGAACUAGUGGGAUAACAGUGCUUAAUUUUUGGCUGUUGUGAUAAGUUGUCCAGGAGGAUUGUGCUCAGUGAAAAAUUAUGGCUAACAAGAAGGAUUUAACUCUCCUGUUCCAGCGUCCUUACGAACCAAUAUUCGGUGUAAAAAAUGAUCAGACUGGAAAAGUGCGAGUUGAUGUACCACCAAAUUUCUACACAGAGAAAUAUAAGGAUAUCUCAACAGAGAUACAGAGUCGCUUUGGUGAAGAUGAUGUGGAUCGGACAAUUCCCGUGAGAUCAGUAGCUCCGCCAAAUCUCGAUUUCGCCGAAGAAUUGCCACGAAAGAAACCAUUCUGUCUCUUCAAUCGACGCCACACUCAAAUUGCCGGUCGUCUGAUUAAAAUCUUCCUGGACGCACCCGAUGUCGAUAGUCUCUUUUCCGUUGCCUCAUACGCUCACGAUCGCGUCAAUCCCCAAUUGUAUCAGUACUGCUUGUCAGUUGCAAUGCAACAUCGUGCUGAUACACAGGAUCAGCCCAUUCCUUCUGUAGCUGAAACCUUCCCCAAUCAAUUCAUUGAUCCCUCAGUGAUUCCCGAAGCCCGAGAGGAGAACAGUUUUGUUCCUGAUGGUGUGAGGCGUCCUAUUGUCAUCCCACCCAGCUACACUGCGUCUGAGCGUGAAGAAGAGCAACGUCUUGCGUACUUCCGUGAGGAUAUUGGCGUAAACCUACACCAUUGGCAUUGGCAUUUGGUCUAUCCCGGAGACGGACCCGACAGUAUCGUGCGCAAGGAUCGCCGUGGUGAACUCUUCUAUUACAUGCACGCCCAGAUUAUUGCACGGUACAAUAUUGAGCGUCUGUGCAAUCGCUUAGCACGUACAAGGCGCCUCAAUAAUCUAAGGGAAGCUGUUCCUGAAGGAUAUUUCCCAAAGCUCGCUCGAUCAUCAUCAAAUCAAACCUAUCCACCUCGAUUUGCUGACAUUGUACUACAGGACAUUGAUCGUCCAGAAGACAACACUGUAGUGGAACUUGCUGAUUUGGAGCGUUGGCGCGAUAGAAUUCAUGAGGCUAUUGAUCAAGGAUAUGUUGUCAAUACAUCAGGUCAGAGGAUCCCAUUGGACGAAAGGCGAGGCAUUGAUAUUCUAGGUGACAUGAUUGAGGCUUCAAUCCUCUCACCAAAUCCCCAAUUGUAUGGAAACCUUCACAAUAUGGGCCACAAUGUUAUUGCAUACAGCCAUGAUCCCGACAACAGAUUCCUCGAAGAGUUCGGCGUAAUGGGCGACGUCACAACAGCCAUGAGAGAUCCUAUCUUUUAUCGUUGGCACUCGUUCAUUGACCAAAUCUUCCAGAAGUACAAGAACAUCCUUCCAGCGUACAAUACUAACACCCAACUGGCUUACGACGGCAUCACUGUCCAGUCAAUCAUGUGCCAGAUGAAUCAACGGAAUACACCAGCUAAUGUCAUCCUGACUUACUGGCAACGGGGUGAACUUAAUCUGGGUGCUGGUCUUGACUUCGGUCCACAAGGAAACGUCUUUGCUCAGUUCACACAUCUUCAACAUGCUCCAUUCUCUUGGCGCAUCGAAGUUAACAAUAACUCUGGAGCACCACGUCGUGGAACAUGUCGCAUCUUCAUGUGUCCCAAAAACGAUGAGCGUGGAAUGCCAUUUACGUUCCGUGAUCAGCGUGUCUUGAUGAUCGAAAUGGAUCGUUUCGCCGUUAAUUUAAAUCCCGGUAUGAACACCAUUAAUAGACGCGAUGAGGAAUCCAAUGUAACAAUUCCAUACAACCGAACAUUCCGUAACAUUGGAUCUGCCGCCAGAGCUCCUGGCAGCGAAGAUCAAUUUAACUUCUGUGGCUGUGGCUGGCCAAGUCAUCUGCUCGUACCCAAGGGAACUCCUGAAGGAUUCACCUUUGAUGUCUUCGCAAUGAUAUCCAACUUUAAUGAUGACACCGUCAACGAGGAAUUUGAUACAACUGAUAUGUGUAAUGACUCCUAUUCCUUCUGUGGAAUCCGCAAUAAGCUCUAUCCUGAUCGUCGGGCAAUGGGCUAUCCAUUCGACAGAAAUCAUCCAGCCAGAACUCUUCAGGACUUUGCCAACCAAUCAUCUAACAUGGGACUUGGAGAAAUCAAUGUUCGCUUCACAAACACCUAUGUUGCACGCACUUAAGUUGCAAACAGAACAUUCUGGACUCAUUGAUAACGAUCUCUGGCUAUCUCUAUUUUUGAUCCCUAUUCUAUUACACUCUAUUUUAUUAUUAUCGGCUUUAUUCUUCAUCUGCUUUAUUCUACGCAAUUAUCCACGUUAAUAAAAAUACUUCUAAAAAUAUAUUGGUGUAUGUCUCAACGCAGUCCCGUGUAAAAGGCAUUUAGUGAUAAAAUUAUAUCAAAUAUAAAUAUUUUUUGAAAAUAUAA